AUGUUUCGGCCGCGGUUUCGGGCCGUUCGUUGGUACUCGCUGCGCCGAAUUCCGUCCGUGGUGCAUCCCGAGCUCCAGAGCAACCACGCACCAGAACGGAUUCUCAUUUUAGAUCCUGCGGAAACCGCUGAUAAACGGUUUCGACAAGUUGUACGAGAUAUAGGUUCAUUUCGACCGGAAAUUACUCCGGAUCUGGUUGCUCUCGCUUCACUAGACCUUCUCCAGGAUGCUCAGCUGGACGGCCGCGGUGCACUGGAUGGCGUGGAUCACACUGGAAUUUCGAUAGAACAACAAAAACCUGCGGUAUCAUUCUUGACCGCUCAACAGCAUAAAGAGUUAUGUGACACUUUAACUCGUUCUUAUACAAAGACACAGCUCCAGCAUUUUCUCGUGGCCCGCCUAGGGACCAGUAGAGGGCUUCAAAGACGGACAAAGAUCCAAUUGGCCCAACUUAUAUUGGAAAAAGCAUGGAAUAUCACUACCGGAGAACCGGCCGAUUUGAACCAUCUUGUACGUACUAAGAGUGUGGAAUUGUCGCCUCUGGAUAGGUUUUUGUUGGUGCUGAAGAGCGCGACUUUGUUAAGGCAUGUAGCGAGGGCUGGAGCCAAAAUCGAGUUGGGGUCUAAAAACCUCGUUUUCACGGGAACAGAUUUCCAAGUUAAGGACGCUGAAAAUUUGUUGCGGCUGGUUUUGGAUCGUUGUUAUCGAACCACUGUUGACUUGCUGGCGAUUAAACUGAUGUUUGACGAGAGAAACCAUGAUUUUGCAGCCGCUGUGGCUGCCGUGAGUCAAUCUUUGGGAGUGUUUUUUAAGCCAAAUGCUCAGGAAGGUGUAUUUGACUUUGCCGCUUUCGAUUCCAGUCAGAUCCAGCGGUCUCAAAGAAUGCUCAUGUCUAUGCUUGUGUCGAAGCGCAAUGAACUGAAAUAUUUGCCCAAUUUUCAAUCCAAAGAUUUCAGUUUGGUGCCAUUUGCAGACGACGAGUCUCUUCCUUGGCACUCAAGAAAGCCGUUUUAUGUUGCUCGGAUAACGCAACCUCGUGGUUUUAUACAAGAGGCACUCGCCAAGCUAGAUGUGGAUGAGAAAACCACUCCUUCAUUUGACUAUGAGAAGCAGUUGUACGACGCAAAGUCGUUACCUCCCCAACGAGACCUUGAAGAAGAGAGCUGGAAUUUGUUGCGGGACUUGGGGAUAGUGGAGAAGGGGAAGGAGAAAGAGGAAGGAGAAGAAGUUUCUGAAGAAAAAGAAGUUACUGAAGUGAAAGAAGUUUCUGGAGUGCAAGAAGUUUCUGAAAUCGUGAGUGAACCAAAAGAUGUCUCAGACGUUUCUGAAGCAAAGAAAGACUCAGAUAGAGAGAGUCCGGACUCUUUUUCCACUAAAACCAGCACUGCAAAUUUCACAAGGUUGCGAGAUUUUGCUUCAGAAAUCACCAACAACCACUACGACUUCCUAACCUCAUUCAAAUCCACCAGCCUACCCUCCUCAACCAUGUUCACCGUGGGUCUUGGAAAUAUCUUGUUUCCUGCUCCAAAAAGUUCCACAAUUAUUCCAAAAUUUGGAGACAAUCUUUCAGAGGUCUCAAGGUUCAGUACCAAUGCUGCUACACUCAUCAAGAAGCUUGUCCAGCUUCCUUUUUACGAAAAGCCAGACGCCAGUCUUUCCAGUCAAGCCAUGGUCCACGAUCCUCAUACAUAUGUUGCACAAAUACGGUUUGUUCCGUCUCCAUUUGACCAUGUCGAUCACGAAGAAUUUCCGCCUGUGGAAAUCUGGGUUGAGCUCAAUGACCGUUCCAAGGCAGAUGUGGACACCCUCAGCAUGGUUAGCGUGGAAGGAGAAAAUGAGUGCUUGGUGGGACUACCACAAGAAAUCUUGGACAUGAAGGUGAGCUGCCAGAAAACCGGAGACUUGUUGAAGGUUGAAAGUGAAAGUCCUCACCACGAAAAAAAUAGCAUUUAUGACCUUCUCCAAGAAACCGCACCUCGCUACAGCAGGUUUGAUUCUCAACCUGGGCUAUCAGAGUUUUUGGACAAUUCUCGGUUGGACUUUGGUGGGUCGCAACGGCCUUCUAUAUGUCCUUUCAUCGACAUAAAUUUUGGCGAAAAAAAGUUAAGAUACCUUUACGUGAAUGUCAAUUAUAGGAAACAGCUUGAGUUCCGUUAUGGUGACCGGCUCAUACAAAUGAGUACAGUUGAAGGAGGAAGCAUGGGAGGAAGAACCACCGAAGUGACAUUUGUGGGAGAAAACGAAGACAAGCAGGAACUACAGGAGUUGUUAAUUGACAGCCGGUUGUUUUUGGAGGAAUGUAUAUAG
Molecule: messenger RNA, 2307 nt
Organism: Meyerozyma guilliermondii ATCC 6260
Lineage: Eukaryota; Fungi; Ascomycota; Pichiomycetes; Serinales; Debaryomycetaceae
Exons: 1
Coding region: 1-2307 (768 amino acids)
Cellular component (GO): mitochondrial inner membrane
Source: RefSeq, a predicted model, not a curated record